AUGGCUGAAAAGAUUCACGACAAAAGUCUCCCUAUGAGAGACAGAAUGGAAGCGCUUGUGCGCUUGAAGCAGAGGGAGAUCACUGAGGGUCUUGCUGCAUUGGACACUACAACUUUUCACACCGACACUUGGGUUAGAGGCAACAACGGUGGUGGAGGCGAAUCGAUGGUUUUACAAGAUGGAAAGACGUUUGAGAAGGGUGGAGUGAACAUUUCGAUCGUUCACGGCAAAUUGCCUCCUCAGGCCGUGCAGAGGAUGAAAGCUGACCAUGCUAACCUCAAGGGCGCUGCUGAUGGAUCGGUGGACUUCUUUGCUUGUGGAUUGUCCAUGGUUAUCCACCCACAUAACCCACAUGCUCCUACCACCCAUGCCAAUUACCGUUACUUUGAAACAACCGACCCAGAAACCGGCGAGGUAAUGACAUGGUGGUUUGGCGGUGGAUGCGAUUUGACUCCAUCUUACUUGUAUGACGAGGAUGCCAAACACUUCCACCAGUGUCACAAGGAUGCAUUGGACAAGUACGACACAGAAUUGUAUCCUAAAUGGAAGAAAUGGUGUGAUGAGUACUUCUACAUCAAGCACAGAAACGAAACUAGAGGUGUGGGAGGUAUUUUCUUUGACGAUUUUGAUGACAAGCCAGCCGAUGAGAUAAUGCACAUUAUCGAGUCUUGUUUCGAUGCUUUCUUACCAUCUUACAUUCCAUUGGUCGAGAAACGUAUGCAUCAGGAGUUCACGGAAGAGCAAAAGAAGUGGCAGCAGAUCCGUAGAGGACGUUAUGUGGAGUUCAACUUGGUCUUGGACCGUGGAACGCAAUUCGGCUUGCAGACGCCAGGACUGAGAGUCGAAAGUAUUUUGAUGUCGUUACCUGCAACGGCCAGCUGGGUGUAUGACCAUCACCCUGAAGAAGGCAGCGAGGAGGCCCGUUUGGUGAAGGUCUUGCAGAACCCUGUUGAGUGGUGCCUGUAA
Molecule: messenger RNA, 966 nt
Organism: Candidozyma haemuli
Lineage: Eukaryota; Fungi; Ascomycota; Pichiomycetes; Serinales; Metschnikowiaceae
Gene: HEM13
Product: coproporphyrinogen oxidase
Exons: 1
Coding region: 1-966 (321 amino acids)
Cellular component (GO): mitochondrial intermembrane space; cytoplasm
Molecular function (GO): coproporphyrinogen oxidase activity
Source: RefSeq, a predicted model, not a curated record